UGUGCCAGCUGCAUUAUACUAUAUAGCACUUUUUAUGUCUAUAUAGCUGUUUCAUUGAGUUUGCAUGAACCUAUUAAAAUUAAAAGCAAUAUCUCCAAAUCAAGAUGGGAUCAAAAAAAAGGCUAGGUGGUAAUGUAGUAAUGAAAACAACAAAGAGAUCAAGGAGGAAGAAGAUGGGGUAUCAUGUUUUCAAUAAUAAUAGUUUUGAUCUUCAACACCAACAAGACAAAGUGAUGAAGCUGCAGAGGCUAAUCCCAGGGGCUAGCCAAUUGCCUUCACAUCAAUUGCUCCUCCAAACUGCUAAAUACAUUAUGCAUUUAAGGCUGCAAAUUCAUGCAUUGCAAGCUCUUGUUCUCUCCAUAAACACAUCAUCAUGAAGCCAAUUUUGUAAUUCUUUAAUUUCUCAUCUUCAUUGAACCUUUAAUGGAUUUUUGGAAUAUAGGAAAUGUAACUUUUUAUAGGGGCCAAGUAUUGCUGAACCCAACAUCUUAGAUUAAAAGCUUAUUAAUUUUGUUUUUGUAGUUUUAGGACAUGCAUUAAUCACUUUUAUGUUUAAUUGUAAUUCAAAACUAGCUUUUGCUGAAUACCAAUUUGUUCUUUUCUUUUUUCAUAUACAAUGGUUGUUUGAAUGUUAUGAUUCAAAACUUGUUAAAGAACGACAAAAGUCUCAUGUCGGUGGUUAAUAAGAUGGGUUGGUUAAUGAGAUGGGUGGACUCAUUAUAAGGUUUGGGCGAUCUUCUUCCCUUUGAGCUAGCUUUUGGGGUGUGAGUUGGUCUAAAACUUAUAUCACUUAUUUCACAUAGUACCAAAGCAGGUCCGUCUCAUCCGACGAGCAGGGCCCGGCAGAUGCUAAGCACUGGGCGUGAGGUGGGCUGUUUAAUUAAGGGCUAAGACCUAUUUCACAGAACUUCUCAUAUAGACUCGCAUUUCAAAUGCUUCUUCCGUUCAAUUUGUUUGAGGAUCAAAUAAGUACGGUCGGAAUAAUUUUUCACCUUAUAUAUAGUGAUUUUUCACCUUAUAUAUAGUGUAUCUCGACGAAGUUUUGAACAGUAGUAUCUAGAUUAGAAUUUUAUAUACAUUGUUCUUCUGAAGGUCGUAGAAUAAUGUAGUUUUGGAAUUUUAGAGUGAUGUAUUAAAAAGGACCAUUUGGAACAGUCUUAAUGUAUCUGUAGCAGUAUAUCCAAAUAGAAACUAACUUAGAAGGAGAAAUCAUGCAAAUCUUUGACAGUUUUGCCGGCCUACCUCUUCAAUAUUUUAAUGGUUUUUUUCUCCUUCAGUCACCAUUUUUGUUACAUCAUCUGUUUUUUUGUUCUGCACUACAUUUGUCUUAGCAUAAUAAGCCAAUUGGCCGUUUUAGCUUUAGCUAUAUCUUAUUUCAUAAAUCAUAGUACUACUUUGUUAGUAGCAUUCUGCUUGUUGCAGAUAGACAAUUACCCAAUCAUUUUAUGAAAUUUACGCGGUGAAGAAGCAAAGAUUUUGACAACUUCAAACGAGCAAUGAUUCCGAGUACAAGAUGGGUAAUCAUGAGUAUUAUCUUUCAAAUGUUGCUAGUACUUGCAGGUUCAGAGACUCUGGAAGUAAGACGAGCAUUAGUUAAGUUUAUGAACAAGAUAUCACUUGGGAACAUAUCGAAAGAAGUAAACUUUGGAUGGGAUUUAUCAUCUGAUCCAUGUACAAACAAAUGGGAAGGGAUAACUUGUGAUUCAAAAAAGCAACAUGUGAAAAAUAUUGUUCUUGAUCAGAAGAAUCUAACUGGAAUUCUUGAUGCUGCUUUUGUCUGUGAGGCUACUUCCCUUGCUGUACUGAGCUUGAACGAAAACGAAAUUGUUGGAACAUUACCACAAGAAAUAUCAAACUGCAGACGUCUGACACAUUUGUAUCUCCGUGGCAACAAAUUAUCAAGCAAUCUACCAAGCUCUAUUUCGCGGUUGAGCAAUUUGAAAAGGUUUGUAAUUUCAGACAAUGCCUUCUCGGGGCAGAUACCGGAUAUGUCAAGAAUCUCAGGGCUGAUAACUUUUUUGGCUGAAAGAAAUCAGCUAACAGGGCAGAUACCAAAAUUUGAUUUUUCCAAUCUUGUAGGAUUCAAUGUUUCAUACAAUAACUUAACUGGUCCGGUUCCUGAUGUCAAGGGCCACUUUAGUUCCAGCAGUUUUUCGGGUAAUCCUGGAUUAUGUGGAGUGCCAUUGCCAAGCAUAUGUCCACCCUCGCCACCGCCAACUCCCCAUCCAGUUGCUAAGAAGAGAAAAGUUUCAUACUUUAUCUAUCUUGGCUAUGCUAUUCUUGGGCUGAUUAUCAUACUUCUGCUUGUAUGGAAGUUGUUUAAGUGCAUAAGGAAGAAAAAGAGCGGUAGUAGUCCAAUGGAUCAGAACAAGACUAUUAUAAGCUCUUCUGUUGUUACAAAGACUCCUAAAAAUAGGUCAGAAUAUUCAAUAACAUCUAGUCCCGAAAACUCUAUGCUCUCAGCAUCAUUUGAAAUCCUUUCAAGUCCUCUGGCUAAUAAAUUGAGAUUCGAGGAUAUGCUUCGAGCUCCAGCUGAAUUGAUUGGGAAAGGAAAACAUGGAAGUGUUUACAAGGUCAAUGUUGAUGGAGUGACAUUGGUAGUAAAGAGGAUCAGUGGUUGGAAUAUUUCGAAAGACGAUUUCAAGAAGAGGAUGCAGAGAAUACAUAGAAUGAAGCAUCCUCAUGUGUUGCCCCUUGUUGCGUUCUAUAGUUCCAAACAAGAGAAGCUAACAGUUUACAAGUACCAACAGAAUGGCAGUCUAUUCAAGCAUCUCCAUUCAUCUCAGGGCAGUAAAGUUUUCGAGUGGGCAAGCAGAUUAGCUAUUGCAGCUAGUGUCGCAGAGGCCUUAGCAUUCAUGCAUGAAGGCCUUCAGAAUGACGAUAUUCCUCAUGGAAACAUGAAAUCCACCAACAUUCUGCUGAACGAUGACAUGGAAGCCUGUAUCGGCGAGUAUGGUCUGAUGCCCAACAAUCAAGACGAGUCAUUUAUUGCUCAAAGUGAUCAUAGCAUCAGAGAAGACCAUUCAGUUGCAAUUACUACACGUAACGCCUUCAAGAUGGAUGUUUAUAGUUUUGGAGUGAUUCUUCUUGAAUUGCUCACAGGGAAGCCUGUUCAGGCUAGUGGAUAUGAUUUGUCUAGGUGGGUAAAUUCAGUUGUUAGAGCGGAAUGGACUGGUGAAGUUUUCGACAAGUCCCUUAUUACAGAUGGUACAAAUGAAGAAAGAAUGAUCAAUCUGUUGCAUGUAGCUCUCAAAUGCAUUGAUACAUCACCAGAUGCAAGGCCUAACAUGAAGGAAGUUGCUUUCAUCAUCAAUUCUAUUAAGGAAGACGAAGAGAAAUCCGUAUCCGCGUUCAGCUAACAAAUCAAACACAGGGCUCCAAUCCAAAGGCCUUGAUACAAAAUUUCCUAUUUAUACUUUUUUUUGUUUGGAGAAAUGCUCUAUCAUUUGAUUUGGCUACGGAGCUCCACAAAUCACUCUGGUAAAUUGUUAAGAACAAAUAUUGUUUUGCUUUCUUGUGUUUAUUCAGGAUGAUAAGGUAAAUUGUUAAGAACUAAAAUACUUUUUCAAUGAAGAUUUUAUUAAAGUUAUA
Molecule: messenger RNA, 3591 nt
Organism: Solanum pennellii
Lineage: Eukaryota; Viridiplantae; Streptophyta; Magnoliopsida; Solanales; Solanaceae
Product: probable inactive receptor kinase At2g26730
Exons: 2
Coding region: 1497-3359 (620 amino acids)
Biological process (GO): protein phosphorylation
Molecular function (GO): ATP binding; protein binding; protein kinase activity
Source: RefSeq, a predicted model, not a curated record